Molecule: messenger RNA, 1338 nt
Organism: Symbiodinium natans
Lineage: Eukaryota; Dinophyceae; Suessiales; Symbiodiniaceae
Source: the annotation of a GenBank genome assembly
AUGAGGUUUGGCUCUCGGUUUGCAAAUUCAUUCUUGGUGACUGCCGCCAGGUAUGAGUUGCUCGAGGCGGGCGGCAUCUUCAAAUUUGCCGGAGCACAAGUGGCAACAAGCCUUGCUCGGAUGGUUGUGUCGCAGAUUGCUGGCCUUCUAACAGACAAUUUCGCCCUCAAGCAGAUGUACGUUGCGACGGAGGCCUGUAACCUGGUGCUUGCCCUCGCUAUGUUCGCCUGCGGCCACGAGUCUGGCAGCAUGCUCUUCGUGCUGAACAUAGGCCUUGGGUUGCUCUACGCCUUCUCGCAGCCAGUCACAAAGUCAAUGCCUCCAGCAGUGACUCCUUCUCGCGAGGACCUUGCUGUCAUCAACGGUUGGGAUCUGACCUGUGACAAGGUGGGCCGAUAUCUGGCUCCAUUUGCGUAUGCCGUGAUUUCCUCCAGCCACGGAUUUAGCUUUGCCGUUUUUCUCAGUUGCCUCCUGUAUGGCACCCUUGCCUUGCUGCGGGCGUGCGUCACUGUGAUUGAGCCACCGCGAGAGCCCUCAAAGAUGGGCUCCAAGGCUACGGUUGGUCAGAAGUUGGGACGCUUAGUUCAGCAGAUCUUGGAUGGCGUCAUGUCACUCCGUCGAGAUCCCGUGCUGCGUCUUCUUAUUCUGAACACCCUAGUGACGAAUGUCUUCCUGUACCCGCUCAACUCAGUGCAUUUCCCAGUUCUUUUCAAGAGGGUAGCCGAAGCCGGGCUGGAAGACUCAGUUGUGGAUGGCUUGCUUCAAAGAUCCAUGAGCUUGCUGGACAUCAAAAAGAAAGACAUGUGGAGAAACUACAGCGCGUUAGUGUCUCUGGGCGGAGUCGUAGGUCCUUUCCUUUCCAAUGUUAUGAUUUUCCUGCUGGAGUCCUACUCUGCCAGCCACAAAUCGUGUCGACUGUGGGUCGGCAUCAACUUCGGUGUCGCUGGACAGGUUGCCACAAUGGCUCUCCUGGCGGCGAUCGUGUCUUUGAGUGGAAGACUGGGUUCAGGCCUUCUGGUUUUCAACCUCGUAAGCGCGUGGGUUCUCACCAUCUCCGUCAACAACAUAGUCACCACGUACUUCAACUCAAUUUCUCAAGAGCGGCUGCAGCAAAAUGAGCGGGGCCGUUUCAUCGCGAACAUCAUGACUAUGUUUACUCUCGGCAGCUCCUGCGGAACACUCCUCUUUGGAUGGGUUCUUUCUGUCACAUCCGAUGACAUUGCAGGGUCAGUGAACCUGCUCUUGUGCGGUUUGCUGAUAAAGGUGAUCUUGCUGGUGCUCCUCCGCAACGCAGGACAAGGUUCUUUCUCAGGAUCAGCGCAUCCCCAUGCGGAAUGA